Setaria italica (foxtail millet) is the source of this 629-nucleotide messenger RNA. RefSeq names its product phosphoenolpyruvate/phosphate translocator 1, chloroplastic-like. The transcript has 4 exons. The coding region runs from base 90 to 341 and encodes 83 amino acids. Lineage: Eukaryota; Viridiplantae; Streptophyta; Magnoliopsida; Poales; Poaceae. The record is from RefSeq and is a predicted model, not a curated record.
UUAAGAACGCGACGGCCAAGACGAAGAAGAGCACGAAGGCGGCUGGAGGAGAAGAGGCCAGGACCGGGGAAGGGCUCGCCAAGACGACGAUGCUGCACCAGCUGGGGGCGCCGGCGCUCUUCGGGCUCUGGCCCCUCUUCACCAUGCACAACAAACAGGUUCUCAGGGUCUUCCCGUUCCCAAUGAACGUCACGACAGCACAGUUUGCUCUUGGAACUGUCGUCGCUUUGCUCGUGUGGACAACUGGUGUUCUUAAAAGACCAAAGGUUUCUGUUGCACAGCUUGCUGCUAUCCUCCCCCUGGCCAUUGUCCACACCAUGGCCAGUCUUUCACAAACAUGAGCCCUGGAAAGGUUGCGGUGUCGUUUACACAUGUCGACAAGGCUCACAGGGAGCUGAAGCAUUCCUUUCCGCUUCUCCUUUUCCGCGACGAUCUCCUCCGUCAGUUGCUUAUUGCUUGGGUUGGAUUGUGUCUUGUUCUAAUUGUGACCUUCCAGUCAAGGAAUGUGCUGAGGGUAACCGAAAUACCGAAUUAUCAGUCUAGAACUUAGUUUCUUGAAUAAUCAACUAGGAAUUCAUCUGUUAAUUACUCCCUCCAUCUAUAUUCAUAAGGCAUGGCAUGAUUUGGCA